UUUGCCGAUAUUAUAAUUUGUCGGUAAAACAGUAACCGCUCGUGUCAAAUUCCCGUUUGAAAAUGAGCGAGCGUGUCUUGAAAAGCCCCUCAAGCGGCAAAAACAGCCCCGCGAAGAGCCCCACAGACAGUGUGAACACCGUCAGCCCCGACGCUAGCGUCAACCGGGGGGCGUCCGGGGGCUUCGUCACCACGCAGUUGGAAACGAACACAGGCUCCAGUUUGCGUAAAAUCUUCCGUUCAAAUGACUCCCUAGCUCGUGAGGACUCCGCCUUUGAACCUUGCGGCGUGAUCAGCAAGGUUCUGGACGAGUGCCCCCCUGCUUGCGACCGCCUUAGGUUCAAGCGCCCCAGCGGGGAGCCCCUCACACCGGCCUUUGCCAUCGCACGCGAAAUCGUCGAGGAGGUGGUGCGGGGGGCCACCAGGGCGAAGCCCCGGCGCAAACUGCGCAAACCCCGCAUGAAAAGUGGGUGGAUGUCGUUGGGGAAUGUUAUUCCAAAUUUCAGUAUCAACGAUAACGUUUUUAAAAAUAUCAUGUUUAAUGAGAAUUUAUUGGUAAGUACGUUCGAGCCGAACUCGCUGUAUCCUACUCCUGUGGGGGCGUUGAGUCUUGAUGUUCAAGAAGCGCGCGGUGGACCGCUCAAGUACCAGAAGAAGAAAACCAAAGGCGAUUUUUUAGUUCCCAAGUUUCUUGUCCAUUUGUCCUCGCAGUUGGACUUUUGUGGACACAAUGGGGGCUCCAGGAUCACGGCGUGGGUCGAUCGGGACUUGCAGACGCUGGAAGAGAAGAGGAGAGAGUACGUCCAAAUGGACGACGGACUCGACCAACAAGCUUUAUACGUCAGCUCGCAAGAAAAUUUCUAUUACUUACGUCACGACAAACGAAAAGACAUAUUCUACAGUCCACACAAAGCGCACAAUUUAAUUUGCGAAGGCGCAAAUUUUGUCUUGAUGCGCUAUUUGGCCCUAACAAAAUUUGUCGGUUUUUUCGAAGUCUCGACCUUGUACAUCAAUGGUAAUUUAUGCCGUAAUAUUUACGAAUGUAAAGGUCCAUCUAGUGGCAUGAUCAACAACAAAAAAGUGGACGUGUGCAAAAUUUAUCGCACGAUAAUUGAAGAAUGUGGCAUUAAACACAAAAGCAUCACUUUAAUGACUUUAACUGGGAAAAUACUCAAACAAGAGUGGUAUUUUUGCAAUUAUAUCCUUCAGUUGAAUCCUCUGACGGAUCUUAGCGCCUUUAACAAGAUACCUUUGGAGAAAAAACCGCUACAGGAUGAUAUCCAGUUACUUUCACUUUAUUUGGACGCGAAAAUGAUGAGUAAAAAACAAAUCGCUAAUUAUUUAGACGACCAGCCAGAAGUGCGUGAAAUGAUCUCAGAUUACGUCCAAACAAUCCUCCAAUUAAAACCAGAGGACGUUUUCCAAUUCACAGCCAAGUAUUUCCUGGCUUUUACGCCGGCCCUUUUGCCACAGAGUGAAUAUUUCGAAGGACCGUUCAAUGUGGACGAUGAUGAAGAUUACGAUUUUUGGAAAUAUAUUUAGUUAUUUGUUGGCUUA
Tribolium castaneum (red flour beetle) is the source of this 1556-nucleotide messenger RNA. Its product is annotated as ciliogenesis-associated TTC17-interacting protein. The record is from RefSeq and is a predicted model, not a curated record. Lineage: Eukaryota; Metazoa; Arthropoda; Insecta; Coleoptera; Tenebrionidae. The transcript has 5 exons. The coding region runs from base 63 to 1541 and encodes 492 amino acids.